Messenger RNA from Hemicordylus capensis (graceful crag lizard), 1322 nucleotides. RefSeq names its product enoyl-CoA hydratase domain containing 2 (gene ECHDC2). Gene Ontology annotation, molecular function: enoyl-CoA hydratase activity. The transcript is spliced from 10 exons. Gene Ontology annotation, biological process: fatty acid beta-oxidation. Gene Ontology annotation, cellular component: mitochondrion. The record is from RefSeq and is a predicted model, not a curated record. Lineage: Eukaryota; Metazoa; Chordata; Lepidosauria; Squamata; Cordylidae. The coding region runs from base 284 to 1192 and encodes 302 amino acids.
ACUGGCUGUUGUUUGCAAUCGACUGCAGUAUUCACAGGACAGACCAUCAGGUUCGAGCUCGCUGCCCUAGAAAGGGUGUCUCAAGCUCUCUUCCCAGGAAGGAACAGUUACUUCCUGGGUUUAAUCCAGAAGAGUUAAAUAAAUAGCCGCGCCCCGCAAGCAGAGUCUUAAGAGGGGCCAAGGGGCGGCGCUCCUCUAUUUUUCCAGCAGUGAUUGGGAAGGAAGAAGCGGGGUCUUUUUCCGCUGCUGAUUCUUUUUGACGGCUAGGGAAACAGGUUGUGCAAUGCUUCGGCUGGUCAGAGCAACUACUACUUUGCUCCGGGCGCUCUCCGCGGAAUCCCUUUGGGCGCCGAGUAGUGUCCCGAGAAGGUCCGCGGGAACGCAGGGAAGGAAAAAGGAAAUCCUUUUACACCUACAUGGAGAGGCAAACCGCGGUAUUGCAGAAAUUCUAAUGAACAGACCACAUGCAAAAAAUUCACUGGGGAAAGUGCUUGUGAAUGAACUGUAUGAAAUUCUUGACCUCCUCCGUUAUGAUGAAAGUGUCCGUGUGGUGAUCAUUAAGAGCGAAGUAGAAGGUGUUUUUUGUGCAGGUGCAGAUUUAAAAGAGCGUGCUCAGAUGUCCGAUACUGAGACAGACCAUUUUGUUCAGAGACUCAGAAGCUUAAUGGAUGGCAUUGCUGCAUUACCAAUGCCAACCAUUGCUGCCAUUGAUGGCUAUGCGUUGGGUGGUGGUUUGGAACUGGCAUUAGCUUGUGAUCUCCGAGUAGCAGCAUCAUCUGCUAAAAUGGGCCUCAUUGAAACAACCAGAGGACUCUUCCCUGGCGCAGGUGGAACCCAGCGUCUACCACGCUGUAUUGGAAUAGGCCUUGCUAAAGAACUCAUUUUCACCGGCAGGCAGAUCGAUGGACAAGAGGCAUUCUCAAUAGGACUAGUUAAUCAUGCAGUGCCACAGAACGAGGAGGGAGAUGCGGCUUACCAAAGAGCACUGGCUUUAGCUGAAGAGAUUGUUCCUCGGGCUCCAAUAGCUGUGAAACUCGGCAAAGUGGCUCUAAACAGAGGGAUUGAGGUGGAUAUUGCCUCUGGGAUGGCUAUUGAAAGAAUGUGUUAUGCUCAGAAUAUCCCUACAAGAGAUCGGCAGGAAGGGAUGGCUGCUUUCAUAGAGAAACGGCCACCCAAGUUCAUUGGCAGAUGACACUUUCAGUCCUUAUGCAGGUGUCUGAAUGAAACUCCAAGAAGUGAUCAGAAGGCUGUCUCUUGAAAUAUUUUUCUACAUACUUUGUACUCAGUGUAUUUUUAAAAGUAAAAAUCUAGAAGACUGCAAA